Molecule: messenger RNA, 942 nt
Organism: Eublepharis macularius
Lineage: Eukaryota; Metazoa; Chordata; Lepidosauria; Squamata; Eublepharidae
Product: olfactory receptor 1E5-like
Exons: 1
Coding region: 1-942 (313 amino acids)
Biological process (GO): G protein-coupled receptor signaling pathway
Cellular component (GO): membrane
Molecular function (GO): G protein-coupled receptor activity; olfactory receptor activity
Source: RefSeq, a predicted model, not a curated record
AUGGAGCAAAGGAAUCAAACUUUUGUCUCUGAAUUCAUCCUGCAAGGACUCUUCACUCAAGAGGGAUAUGAAGGCAUGGUCUUCUCCAUUCUCCUCUUCAUGUAUCUGUUGAGUCUCCUGGGCAACCUGCUGAUCGUUCUUCUGAUCCGUUGCGAUGCCCAUCUCCUCCGCACGCCCAUGUAUUUCUUCCUCAGCCACCUCUCUCUGGCCGAUGUGGGUUUUGCAUCCUCCAUUGUCCCCGUAACGCUACGCAACCUGGUUGCCCAGGACAAGAUAAUCUCCUAUAGCGGCUGCUUGUCUCAGAUGUAUUUUUUCUCGACUUUCGGCAACAGUGACAACUUUCUGCUUGCCGCCAUGGCGUAUGAUCGCUACUUGGCUAUCUGCCUCCCGCUGCACUACACAGGCUUGAUGAACAGAAAGCGUUGCCUCUGGAUGGUCUCUGGGUGUUGGCUUCUAGCCCUCUGCCAGGCUACACUGUACACAUCGAUGGUUUCCGUUCUUUCCUUUUGUGCAGCUCAGAAGAUCCCCCAUUUUUUCUGUGAUGUCUAUCCGCUCAUAGGACUCUCUUGCUCAGACACGACCGCCAUAAAGAUGGUGGGAAUGACAGAUGGCAUAUUGGAUAUUCUGGGACCCUUUAUACUCAUUGUGUUCUCCUAUGCCCGGAUCUUCCUGACCGUAAUGAAGGUCCCCUCUUCAAGCAGCAAACGCAAGGCCUUCUCCACCUGUGGUUCUCACCUGACUGCAGUUAUCUUAUUCUAUGGCACCCUCUGCUGGGUCUACAUGCAGCCUACGUCUGAGAACAACACAUUGGCUUCUCUCAUGUAUACUGUGGUGACUCCGAUGCUGAACCCCUUCAUCUACAGUUUGAGGAACAAUGAGUUAAAGAGUGCCUUGAAGAGAGGUGUUGGCCAGCUGCGCAUAUCCCAAACUACCUGGAAAUAG